Oncorhynchus tshawytscha (Chinook salmon) is the source of this 4503-nucleotide messenger RNA. RefSeq names its product DENN domain-containing protein 3-like. Gene Ontology annotation, cellular component: cytoplasmic vesicle. NCBI's taxonomy places the organism in Eukaryota, Metazoa, Chordata, Actinopteri, Salmoniformes, Salmonidae. The record is from RefSeq and is a predicted model, not a curated record. Bases 385 to 4200 code for a protein of 1271 amino acids. The transcript has 25 exons. Gene Ontology annotation, molecular function: protein binding. Gene Ontology annotation, biological process: regulation of Rab protein signal transduction.
GCAGUUUUGUUAAGUAGGCAAUGCAGCUUCUUAACUUCUACGACAGCAAAUUAGAAUGCACGAGGUUUUGAAUUCUUUACAAAAGUAGGGGCAACUGCAUUUUUCCAGUACGCAUGAUUUUGUAUCCUUUCAGAAAGCAGGAAGCAGCACGCUGUUAAUCGCAGUCAGACAGAUAACAGCAUUUCCUGGGAAGGUCAAUUCAACGGCAUUGUUUACAAAGGUGUUUUGAUUGUGUCUUUCGGUGGCUACAAAUUCAUUCAAACGAAUGUCAGUGACUUUGGCCCGUGAUCUUGGAUUACCGAUGGACCAACAGCACAAAUCCCAUGCUUGGAUGUGAUUCCACCACUGUGAGCCUGAUGUACAGAGGAGGAAGGACCGGUUCUGAUGGCAGACCAUCUUCCCUCAGGGCUACUGGAAGCGUGUGUUGUUGUCGGAGCCUCUGGGGAUAAACUCAAGGAUGUCUACCAGUCUCUACAGCAGGGCAACAGCACAACAGACCUCCUUAUUUUAGACCCAGAGGUCUUGCAAGUCCACGUACCUCCGUUUGUGACCAAAGAGAAUGCAGAUGAGUCUGGUGUCCCCAGAACCUUCAGUCGAGUCCAGUGCAGACGGUCCUUCAUCAAGAAGAAGGAGAGGCUAGUGGUGGCUCCUAGUGGCCCUGGAGGGGCUGGGAGCAGUGAGGGGGCCACUGUCACUGAGGAUGUCAGCGUCCCCAAGGACAUUGACCUCAUGGCCCUGCCCCAACUCUGCUUUCCAGGGGGGCUUCAAGUAACAAAUGAACCAAAAGAAGAGCGUUUUCACUUUCUAGUCUUCACGGAUGUGUUCGGUAACCAAACCCAUGGAGUGGUUGUUCAGUGUUGUAGACCAUUUCAGGAAGGGUCAGUGUUCUAUCAGAAUGGACACUGGUCGUCCACCAGGACCACUAAGCUCUACACUGCUUUUGCCAUCUGUGUCAUAUCCAAGCAUCCUUACUACAAUGCUCUGAAGGACUGUCUGUCUUGCUUGCUGGUGCAGCUUAGAACAUGCAGGUUGUCUGAAGAGAGGGUGAAGGAAUUUGCAGCCAAACUGUCUCUAGUACCCAUUCCACCCCCUGGACAACUACAUGUGGUGUUCAACCUGAGACCCCUGAUGAUCAUACUGCCUUCCAGAGAGGAUAAGGAACACCCCGCUGUAGACCUGGACCUCCAUUUGCCCUUCCUGUGCUUUAGAUCCAAACAGAUUUUACAGAUCAUCACUGGUAUUCUGAUGGAGCAGAGGGUAGUGUUCUUCUCAGCUGACUGGGCCCGCCUCACCCUGGUGGCAGAGUGUUUCAUGUUCUACAUCCACCCCCUCCACUGGCAGCAUCCCUACGUGCCCAUUCUCUCAGCCCAGAUGCUGGACUUCGUCAUGGCCCCCACCGCCUUCCUCAUGGGCUGCCACCUCAACCACUUUGAGGAGGUCGCUGCGGAAACAGACGACCUGAUCUUGAUUAAUAUUGAUGAUGGAACAGUGUCUUCUUCCUGCUCAGAGACUGUCGACCUACCAGACGUCCCCUUCAUUUCUGCAGAGUGUUUUACCAAGCGGAGGAAGGGCCUCCAGCUACAAUAUGAUCUAGAGGUGUGUCACCAAGGGGCCGGCACAGACGUUAAUGAGAUGCGCAUGCUGAGAAGACAAUGGCAGCAGAACCUGAACUGGGAAAUACAGAAGGUUACCUUGGAGCUCAUUGUCAACAUGUUCAGGGAUGUCAGUGGUCACCUGAACUAUGAACACCGAGUGUUUAACAGUGAAGAGUUCCUGAAGACCAGAGAGCUAGCUGACCUUCCCUUUUACAGAAAGGUCUUGGAGACACACAUCUUUCAUUCAUUCCUGAAGGACCGCCUCAAUAGGAAGAUGGAUGCUUUCACACGCAUGGAAGUCAACACUCGCUCAGAGACACAGAAAAUGAAGGCGAUGACAGACAACCCCAGGAGGCCCACCAUGCAGGAAAUGGCCAGGAAGUAUAGCAGCAACCCAGAGAUCCGUCUGAACAAGAGGCUGGGGAUGAGCCUCCCCAACCUGGGAGAGGAGCGCCAUCUCAACCUCCUCAGACAAACCUCCCUCAAGAAGACCAUUAUCCCUGAAAGUGCCUUCAAGAUCCCGCCCAAGCCUGUGAAGAUCUUCAAGCUGCCAGAAUGUCCUCCUCCCAUGGUGCACCACCAUGUCCAGAACUACUAUGGAGAGUUGAUCAUACUACUGGGGAAGGCCAUCUCCUGUGUUCCUCCUGAGGACUCCACCCUCCUGGCCAGGUACUUCUACCUGCGCGGCUUCAUGAACACGCUGUGUUCCAAGCGUCUUGACGCCCUCAGCGACUUCCAGAACCUCUACAAGACGGACAUCGAGAUCUUCCCCACCGACCUGGUAAAGGCGCUAGUGGACUCGCUGCAGAAGGACGAGUUCUCCCAGGUGGACCGGCGGCCAGAGCUCAAGCGGCUCAUCUUCAAGGUGAAGACAGACAACGAGAUGGUGCUGGUCCAAGCUGACGACCAUGUGAAGAAGUUCCAGCUCCCUAAGACCCACAUGCUGCAGGAGGACUUUGUGAAGCGCAUCCAGGAGUCUGGGAUUGUGAAAGAUGUCGCCACCAUCCAUAGGCUGUUUGAGGCCCUCACUGUGGGGCAACAGAAGCAGAUUGACCCAGAGGUGUUCCGUGUGUUCUACACCUUCUGGAAGGAGACGGAGGUGGAGGCCCAGGAUGUUCACCUGCCAGCUGAGGUCAUGGAGCACCUGGACAACAACGAGUGUGUCUACAAGCUGUCCUGCUCCGUCAAAACCAACCAGGGAGUGGGUAAGAUCGCCAUGACACAGAAGAGGCUCUUCCUGCUCACUGACGGGAGGCCUGGGUUUAUCGAGAUCACCAAGUUCAGAGACAUAAAGGAGGUGAAAAUCUCCUUUGCUCCUUUCCUGCUGCUGAGGAUCCCGUCUCUGAAGAUCAAGUGCAGUCUGAGGAAGGAGGUGUUUGAGGCCAACCUGAAGUCUGCGUGUGACCUGUGGAAUCUCAUGGUCAGAGAGAUGUGGGCUGGGAGGACGAUGGCAGACGACCACAAGGAUCCUCAGUACAUGCAGCAGGCUUUGACUAACGUCUUGCUCAUGGAUGCUGUGGUUGGCUGCCUUCAGACCCAGAAGGCCAUAUUUGCCGCCUCCAAACUGGCAUACUUUGACAGAGUGAAACAUGAAGUUCCUGUGAUGGUUCCAAAGACAACAUUGGAGACGUUGAAACACAAGAUCAAUCCAUCACUAGACCUCCCAGCCCCACAGACUGUGCAUGUCUUACUCUACACACCAGGCCAGUUGAGUUACUCGGAGGCAGACGGAGAUGGGAACCCCAAGCUGUGGUGUGCCCUCAGUGGUGGGAGGGUGGUUGUGUUUGAUGCAGCCAGCUGGUCCAUGCAGCAGAACUGUGUUCAAGUGGGAUCCUCCCAACUGAACUGCAUGCUGGGAUUGGACCAGGAUCAAGUAUGGAUUGGCUCCCAGGAUUCCAUCAUUUACAUAAUUGACACAUGUCUGUGCAUGUCCUGCUCUGUUUGGACCACAAUCAGGCUUCUACAUGGUGCUUGUUUUAAUCCAACUGUCCCUCUCCUCCCCCCCAGACAGACAUACUCCUGUAGUGCCGAUGGAACAGUCAUUCUGUGGGACCUCUCAACACUAAAAGUGAAAAAGCAGUUUCAACUGACCUGUGAUAGGCUUAUGUCCAUUCAGCUCUUCAAUGGAACACUGUGGUGCUGUGCCAGAGACUGCAUCGUUGAACUGAGGAAGAACGGAACCCCACAUCGUAAGAUGACACUUCCUGAGGAUCUACGGAGCAUGUCCACUGAGUUCAGCAGCCUCAUCCUCUUCUUAGAGAGGGGCCAGUUGUGGACGAGCUGUUCUGAUUCUGACGAGCUCUGUCUCUGGCACUGUAAAGACCUGACCAAGCCUUUCCUGAGGGUGCGGCUACAGAAUUGUACAGGGGUCAACUGUAUGAUCAAGGUUAAGAAUCAGAUCUGGGUUGGCUGCAGCGGGCCGAGCCCUGACCAGUGCAGGAUGAGUGGGAAGAUCUACAUAGUGGACACAGAGAGCCACAGUGUAGAGAAGGAGCUGAUGGCCCACACAGACAGUGUCCAGGCACUGUGCUCUGCAGAGGGCCGCUAUGUACUCAGUGGCUCCGCCUGCCAGGAUGGCAAAAUCGCCAUUUGGAAGGUUGAGUAGAGGACGAGUAGCCUGGUCCAGUAUCUGUUUGUGUGGGUUUGCCAACUCUUUUAAGUGAAUAAAAUGUUUGGCACAACAAUGACAGGAGUUUCCUAAACAGCAGAAAUAGAUGUGGGACCAGGUUAGAGGAAGAGCCCUGCAGACCCCGAGGAGUCCUACAGGUCUGAAGAGACUAUAGCCCCCUCAAACUCAACUCUGGACCUGGAAGCCAGUUCCACUGCUUUGUUUCAUUGUUCCCCUCUAAUCAGGGACUGAUUUAGACUUGGGACACCAGGUGGGUGAUUCCCCUCUAAUCAGGGAAUG